CCUAUAAGUACAUACUCCUUUCCAUCCCCCUUAGUCACCAUUAGUAGAUGACAGUUUAGCUCGCAUACACUCACAAUUCUGUGUACUAUACUGUAUACGAGGUUCGCUUCUGGCUAGCUCGAUCCCUUCCAGCCAGCCAUGAAGGCUCCCGUGGUCGUGCUUCUGGGCCUUGUGAUCGUCGGUGCCAUUGGUGCUAUCAGCGCGGAUGCGCGGAGACCGGUGGUGCCGGCGAUUUUCGUGCUAGGGGACUCGACCCUAGACGUGGGCAACAACAACCACCUCCCGGGGAAGGAUGUUCCCAGGGCCAACGAGCCUUUCUACGGCAUCGACUUCCCCGGUGGCGCCCAUGCCACCGGGAGGUUCAGCAACGGCUACAACAUCGCCGAUUUCGUCGCGAGGCAGCUGGGGUUCGAGAGGAGCCCUCUGGCUUACCUAGUGCUGAAAUCUCGAAACUAUCUCAACCCCAGCGCUCUGACGAGAGGGGUGAGCUAUGCUUCCGCGGGAGCCGGUAUCCUCGACUCCACUAACGCGGGAAAGAACAUCCCUUUGUCAAAGCAGGUGAGCUACUUCGCGUCGACAAAGGCCGAGAUGGAGGCCACAUGGGGCAACCAUAAAGUCUCCAAGCUCCUCGCCAGCUCAUUCUUCCUCCUGGGCUUUGGCAGCAACGACCUCUUCCAGAGCAGACCAAAGUCCGAAGCCGAUGUUGCCGUACUCUAUGCGACCCUCGUCUCGAACUACUCCGCCGCCAUCACUGACCUGUAUGGGAUGGGCGCGAGAAAAUUCGGGAUCAUCAGCCCUGGCCCGGUGGGGUGUGUGCCGCGGGUGCGCCUGUUGAACGCGACGGGCGCCUGCAACGAUGGCAUGAACCGCCUCACUAUGGGGCUCGCCGCGGCGUUCAAGUCUGGCCUCGCUACAACCCUCAGCCCAACGAGGCUCCCAGGCCUCACGUACUCACUCGCCGACUCCUUCGCCGGCACGCGGGCCAACUUCGACAACCCACAAGCGGUUGGGUUCGUGAACGCCGAUAGCGCGUGCUGCGGGAGUGGUAGGCUGGGCGCGGAGGGUGAGUGCACGAGGAACGCGACACUGUGCAGUGACCGCGAUGUGUAUGCAUUCUUUGACAACGUGCACCCGAGCCAGCGGGCCGCCGAGCUGGGUGCGCAGGCUCUCUUUGUGGACAGCCCGACUCAGAUCACCGCACCCAUCAGCUUCAAGGAGCUAGCCCACGAGAGAUGAUUGAUUGGUUCCUUGAAAAUUACUACAAGACAUGAUUUAAUUUUCUUGACUUUGAGUGUGUUUUUGUAUGUUGUUGUAUUAGUAUUAUUUUGAAAACUACAUAUAGUGUUAAAUAAUGCUCAUACACUAAGCACCAACAUUAGGUGUCACGCAGGACGGCACACUUCCCACUAACACAACGUCUAACUUACUCCCUCCAUUUACUUAUACAAGGCCACUAUGGAAUAUACAUUUUGCAUCUAUACAAGGGCACCAACAGCAAUGGAGACAAAAUUAAUGUUAUUUUCUCGUACUAGCAACCUAUUUAAUACUUGCAUGCAUGUAGCCAUAAUGACAGUCAGCUACUUCCUCCAUUCAGUUUUCUUGGAUGUAUGUGGCGUAUUAAUGAUCCCACUAAAUGAAAAGAAAAUCUGACUUGCAAAGCACACAUUAAAUUUUACAUUGGUACGUGUAAUCUGAGUUUGUGGCCUUGUAUACAUAAAAUGGAGGGAGUAUAUAACACUAAAGAAAAA
Molecule: messenger RNA, 1748 nt
Organism: Triticum dicoccoides
Lineage: Eukaryota; Viridiplantae; Streptophyta; Magnoliopsida; Poales; Poaceae
Product: GDSL esterase/lipase At4g28780-like
Exons: 3
Coding region: 139-1236 (365 amino acids)
Molecular function (GO): hydrolase activity, acting on ester bonds
Source: RefSeq, a predicted model, not a curated record